Molecule: messenger RNA, 399 nt
Organism: Entrophospora candida
Lineage: Eukaryota; Fungi; Glomeromycota; Glomeromycetes; Entrophosporales; Entrophosporaceae
Source: the annotation of a GenBank genome assembly
AUGAACCAUUUACUUCCAUUAAACAAAAACGUCCACAGAAACCGAUCAACCAACCAAGUCUGUCUAAUUCUACUUUCGUCAACUCAAAUAACACCAGAAAAUCAGAAAACACUUAUUGUAGUAUCAGUACUAGGUGCUGCAUUUGUGCUAGCUCGUUCCCCUGCCGUUCGAACCCAAGCUGUUAGAUUUCCUCGUACAGGAGUACGUAAAUCUUCGUAUUAUCAUUUUGAGAACGACGAUGGUUAUCAUCUUCCUUUUAGUACAAAAAGUAAAACUGGUUUAGCCAUUAAAAUGACUCUAUUCUUUGGAACUGGUUUUUCUUUACCAUUUAUUGCUGGAAUGUGGCAAUUUCAUAAAGCUGGCAAACCAUUCUUUAAAACAGGACAACCACUUGCAUAA